Messenger RNA from Trypanosoma conorhini, 2100 nucleotides. RefSeq lists its product as uncharacterized. The record is from RefSeq and is a predicted model, not a curated record. Gene Ontology annotation, molecular function: protein binding. NCBI's taxonomy places the organism in Eukaryota, Euglenozoa, Kinetoplastea, Trypanosomatida, Trypanosomatidae. The coding region runs from base 1 to 2100 and encodes 699 amino acids. The transcript has a single exon.
AUGAUUCCUCCCGAGCUACGCGCCCUGGCGCGGGUGGUGAGCGACGUCGACAGCAAGCAGUUUCCCGAGCUCUUCACCCCCGUUGGCCUCAACCCGCCUGUGCAGGAGCUUGAAAUGCUGCUGGCGGAGAUCACCGGGGCCCCCCUUUCCGCGAAGGAAUUUCGGCAGUUUCAAACGGUGAUAAUGGAGCAGAGGCACCACCUGCGCGGGGUGGACCUCACGACAGUGGCGGAGUCGCAGGUGGGCACCGCGCUCUCCCUCACCUCACGCCUGGACACCACCUGCACGGAGGCGGAUGUGCCGCUGGCGCACGUCUUUCCUCGCAUGAAGGAGGCACACAACUUCUUUUUGGGCAUUACAUCGUUCAAAUGUUCGCUGAAGCAGGCCCCCGUCUUUUACCGCCUUUCCGAUGCAUUAUGCACUCUGCUGCUCCGCGCACUGGAGGAGCUGCAGCGCUACAUGGAUGAGAUGACGCCCUCUAGCCCGGUGCGUGGCGGAGCAAAAGGAAGAUCCAAAGGCAGACCCUCCUUGGAGGAUGAGGCGCAGGAAGACGCGAUGCUGUGGGUGUGUGAGGGAGUGCCGCUCCCUGCUGAAUUUGAGUGCGUCUUUGCCGAUAUCGACGGCGACGUCGGGUUCCACUUGGCACAUCUGCGCUGGUACGUGGAGGCGUGUCAGCAGUCGAGCGGCUUCGAUUCAGGCACGUACUUGGGGGACGUUUCCGUGCAGAAGAUUUGGAACACCUACGUGGGGAAGGAGAGGUCGGCGUGCUUUGUGGAGAACUUUGCACCCGCGCUUCAACUGUUCCCUGAAUGGUCGCGCGUGCCGAUUAUGGAGGUCGUCAACUACCGGGGGUGCGGGGUAGUUUCGCUCUACACCCUGAAGCGCCUCCUCAGCGUUUGGGGCCCUUUUCUCCUGCUGGACCGCAACAUGAAGGAAGACAUGCGAGUGGGGCUGUUUGAGCUUGAGCAUUCGCUGGAGUACCACCAAAAGGCGUUUGCGCGGCGCGCGGGGGCGGAGGAGGGGGACUGCCUCGCCACGCUGACCGACACCCCGGGGGAGGUGGUGGCGCUCGUCCUCCUGCGCCGGUCGAGGGACCGCGGCGGCGCGGACGGUGGCGGCGGCGCAGACGGUGGCGGCGGCCUGACGACGUGGAAGAUACGCUUCACGCAGCAAACCGGGGCGUGGGUGGCGGAGGGACUCACCAUGGCGGAGUACGACACCGUCUACGACGCCUGCUGCGCGUUUCCGGAGCUGUUUCGCCGGCCGUGCGGGAAGUGCUACCAACUCGUGGAGAACCCGGCGGAGGGCGACGCCCCGCGGGCGGAGUUCAACAACGCGACCGCACACACCGCCUCCAGCCUGCACCGCGCCUGCUUUCGCAACAACAGUCGCUACGUGAGGACCCUGCUGGAGCGGGGGUCUGCGGUGGUGGUGAACACCACCGUGACGGAUCCGGCCAUUUCGGCCCAGUUCUCCUGGACGCCCCUGCUGUGUGCCGUGAACAACCCCAACAGUGACCCCGGGGAGGUGGUGCGGAUGCUGCUGGGCGCCGGCGCAGACGUGAGCAUACACGACGAGGCGCAGUGCACUCCGCUCUACUACGCCAUCGCCAACGGCUACGUGGAUGCCGCACGCGCGCUGCUCGAGCACUUCCCGCGCCUCUCCACCUCCUGCUCCUCCGUCCCGCUGCUCGUGGCCCUCGGGGCGCACCACUUCCACGCGUGCGAGAGCGACAUCCGCCGCCUCUGCGACCUCAUCCCGUCGGCCGACAUGCUGCGGGUGCUCCUGCCGUACCAGACAAGCCUGCCCUUGCUGCAGCUCUGCGUGGACAUCAUCAUUGGCAAACUCAACGGCGAGGAGCGGCUGCAGCGGCCGACUGAUGACACCUCCAUUUGGAGCCCCAACGGCGCGGUGGAGCUCCGGACGCCGGAAGAGGAGGCAUUUCUCACGGACGUCAUUGCGUACCACAGCAGACUUUGCCGGAAGUUCCGCGAGGACGUCUCGGCCGCCGCCCGGCUUCUGUACAACCACUGCUACUUCCUUUCAUGCAGGGAGGCGUUCAAACCCGCCCCGGAGGAGGACUCUGCGGCUUCCGCGUGA